Molecule: messenger RNA, 1158 nt
Organism: Fusarium sp. VM40
Lineage: Eukaryota; Fungi; Ascomycota; Sordariomycetes; Hypocreales; Nectriaceae
Source: the annotation of a GenBank genome assembly
AUGCACGAUAACAUCAAGCAGACCCCAGCGACAGAAUGGAGCGAGCUAUUUACCCAUAAUCCCUCGAACGAGCCGACCACGUACAAGGCACUAGACAAUCUUGCGUCCAACGACGACCUCGCUUUUCUGCAUCAUCACUUCUGGCACGAGAUCCGUGAAUGGACCCGGAAUGAUAUCACGGAUAUGACGCGCAUUGUUCACCCAAAUCUAAUGGGAUCCGGGAGCAUAUUUAUCGGGGGUAUGAACCACGCGCUUAACGAGAGGAUCCUGGAAAAAAAUGAUAUACAGGCGGUUAUUGCUAUUCAUCCUAAGGACUCACUGGCGUGGGACAAGAACAACCCCUCCUCCGGGCUGCAAAGGUUCUUCCCUCACGAAAACGGCAUGGCAAGCAGCAAUAGUGUCGUGAAGUACCCACUCAUCAUUCCGCUCGAGGACCAUGUCAAUUCAAAUCUAAUCGACUACUUCGAUGAGACUAAUGCUUUUAUCAGGCGGCAUACUGUCGAGGGGAGGAAUAUCUUGAUCCACUGUAAAUCUGGGCGCUCACGCUCCGUCGCAGUGCUAAUCGCAUAUCUGCAACAAAAGUUCUACUCCGAGAAGUUUAUUGCGUCUCUGAAGGAUAAGGUCGAGGCCAAAGAGCAGAUGCGGUUACACCGCGAACAUGUGACGGAGGCGAUACGCAAGCAGCGCCUCCCUGUCGUCGUUAUAAUGGAACGUUUUGACGAGCUGUUAGCCCUCUACGACCUCCAACUCAUCGAUGCUUCAGCCUCCAAGAGCGAGAAGAGGAACAGGGCUCCCGCACCUGAGCCUGUGAAAUCUACAGUUCUUGAGCCAGGCAAGAAGCCGGAGCCAGGAGCGAAGAAGAGGAGUAAAGUCGUGCAGACAAAGGGUGGCGCGGCAGUGCUCAAGAUAUGUGUUGCUUCGGUAUUUUUCAAGAACAACCAGAAGCCAACAGAGGCCGUGAUUCAUCAAUUCUUUGAAAUCAAUGAGGCCUACUUCUAUGAGCUAGAAGCGCUAGAGUACAAGGGUAGGUCGUAUGUUGGAUCUGAACAUGCAUGUCGAGGUCUUGUGGAAUUCUGCUUUAGUUACGCGCAAGAUGAGUAUGGCCUCGUGUUGCCAAAAGAUAUAGAAGAGCACGCUAAGAGAGUCAUAUCUAAAUAG